Prunus avium (sweet cherry) is the source of this 1899-nucleotide messenger RNA. Its product is annotated as lysine histidine transporter 1. The record is from RefSeq and is a predicted model, not a curated record. NCBI's taxonomy places the organism in Eukaryota, Viridiplantae, Streptophyta, Magnoliopsida, Rosales, Rosaceae.
AAGAGCACCUCGCUAAUGUCUGUGCUGGUUUUUUACCUUGUAUUUUGUUCUCUCUCUUGCUCUCCCUCUCUCUCUCUCUCUCUCUCUUAGUUGCUUUUGUCUUGUGUAUCCUCGCCAUUUUGUGCCGGCCAUGGGAACCCAAGCUCCAACUGACCAGAACAAUUAUGCCUCUACAGAUAUUGAUGCAAAAUUAGCGAAGCAGAAGGCGAUCGAUGAUUGGCUUCCAAUUACUUCUUCAAGGAAUGCAAAAUGGUGGUACUCAGCUUUCCACAAUGUCACAGCCAUGGUCGGAGCUGGUGUUCUCAGUCUCCCUUAUGCCAUGUCAGAACUUGGAUGGGGUCCUGGUGUGGUGAUUUUGGUGCUGUCAUGGAUCAUCACAUUGUACACUCUGUGGCAAAUGGUGGAGAUGCAUGAGAUGGUUCCUGGGAAGCGGUUUGAUAGAUACCACGAGUUGGGUCAACAUGCCUUUGGUGAAAAACUUGGUCUUUACAUUGUGGUGCCUCAGCAGCUGGUUGUGGAAGUUGGUGUCAACAUUGUUUAUAUGGUCACUGGAGGAAGAUCACUGCAGAAGGUCCACAAAUCUGUCUGCCCAGGAUGCAAAAAUAUCAAAUUAACUUACUUCAUCAUGAUCUUUGCUUCUGUUCACUUUGUCCUCUCCCACCUCCCCAACUUGAACUCCAUUUCUGGUGUAUCUUUGGCAGCAGCAGUCAUGUCCUUGAGUUACUCUACCAUUGCUUGGGCAGCUUCUGUAAACAAGGGUGUGGUAGACAAUGUUCAAUACGGAUAUAAAGCCAAGUCUACAUCAGGAACUGUGUUCGGCUUCUUCAAUGCCUUGGGGGAAGUGGCUUUUGCUUAUGCCGGGCACAAUGUGGUUCUGGAAAUACAAGCAACAAUUCCAUCGACGCCGGAGAAGCCUUCCAAGGGACCCAUGUGGAGAGGAGUAAUUGUUGCCUAUAUAGUUGUGGCUUUGUGCUACUUCCCAGUUGCUCUCAUCGGCUAUUAUAUAUUUGGCAAUUCAGUUGACGAUAAUAUCCUCAUCUCACUAGAAAAACCUUCGUGGCUCAUUGCAAUGGCCAACAUGUUUGUUGUCAUCCAUGUUAUUGGAAGCUAUCAGAUUUAUGCAAUGCCAGUGUUUGACAUGAUAGAAACUGUAUUGGUAAAGAAGUUAAAUUUCAGACCCACCAGAACGCUUCGCUUCAUUACGCGCAAUAUAUAUGUCGCAUUCACCAUGUUCGUUGGUAUUACCUUCCCUUUCUUCAGCGGUCUCCUUGGAUUUUUCGGAGGAUUUGCUUUUGCACCAACAACAUAUUUCCUCCCUUGCAUAAUGUGGCUUGCCAUCUACAAACCAAGAAAGUUCAGCUUGUCUUGGUGGUGUAACUAUAUUUGCAUCUUUUUUGGUGUUCUUUUGAUGAUCCUUUCACCUAUUGGAGGAUUGAGAACAAUCAUAAUUGAAGCCAAGAACUACACAUUUUACUCAUAAGUCAUCAAGCCUUCCAGGCUGAAUGCCUCAAAGGGUAGUAGGUUGCUGCAGGAUGCAUAUGAAAACCCAUUCAAAAGAUAAAAAAAAAAAAAGAAGAAGAAGAAAGAAGAAAGAAGAAAGCUGUUGAUGACGAUGAAGAAUUAAUUAAGGACUAUAUACCUCAAGGGUCCUGCAAUCAUCGGAGAAAAAUAAAUAAGGUUGCUUUUGGUGAACACUUUGUAGAUGGUGUUUCCGGGGAAAAGACUUUAAACCAUGGGACCAAAUUGAAGGAGCUCCCAAAAGAGCUCUACUGUUUCCUCUUCUCUUUUCUUUUUAUGUGUUUUGUGGAUGCAUGUAUAUCGUCUUAAAUUAAUUUCUUUUUUGUGUUUGUUUCUGCAUUCUGAAGUGGGUAGGUGUGAAAUGUUAGCAGAUUUUCAAUA